GGUAAUAUAGACGUCUGUAGGUGUGAGAUUAAGAGAAACAGUUGAUACUUAGAAUAAGAGCUGUUAAAAAGUCUGCGGUGGCUGUGUUUAUUUAUUAAAUUUUAUAGAUGAAAGAUAAAUUAUCUGUGAACAAGCUUGCCCUCAGCCCGGCUUUUGCCUGUGGACUAAUAGUGUGUUGAGUGUUCUUAUCUGUUCCUGAGGCUGAGGCCACUAGUUUGCUGUUUAUAUUUUUGGAUUAUCUCACAUUAUAGCUACAAAUCAAAGGUACAACAAAUCGGUGAAGUAAGUAGUCUUGAAAGGUUAUCUUAAGAAAACUCAAAUAUUAUUCUGUGUAUGCGGUCUAAUGGCAACUACAUCAUAUGAGCAUGAUGCAGCUGGUGGAAAAUUUAUACCCGCAACACAGAGACCUGAUGGAACAUGGAGAAAGCCAAGAAGAGUAAAAGAUGGAUAUGUACCACAAGAAGAAAUACCAUUAUAUGAAAGCAAAGGAAAGCAAUUCAAAGCGAGACAAAACACAGGAUUGCCCAUUGGUUUGCCUCCUGAAUUGGCAGCAGAAAUAAGAAAACCUAAAAAAGGCAGUGGCAUUAUACAACCAAUACCUGGAAUGAUUGUCAAUAUUGAAAAAAAGAAGAAGAAGAAAAAGUCAGGUGUCAAUGAAGUUGCUGAAAGAUUAUCAAAAGUUGAAAUAAUAGAACCAACAUUUAAUGAAGCAGUUCAUCAGCCUAAUACAAUAUCAGCUUCAGAUCCAAAUAAAAAGUUAAAAAAUUUACGGAAAAAGCUUAGAGAUAUUGAAGCACUUGAAGAAAAAAUUAAUAUUGGGGCUCUAAAUCCAGACAAAGAUCAAAAGGACAAAAUUUCAAAAAAGAAUGAAAUUAUAAAAGCAAUAGAUGAAUUAGAAAAAUUUAGUUUUUAAGAUGACCAGAGUCAAUACUAUGUUAAAUCAGUAAUUUUAAUUUUGUAAAAGACGAAAUGUGCAUUUUUUUAUUAUUACAAUUAAUAUUUUGCACUGGUAAUAAAAAUAAAAUUAUUUACAACCUU
Molecule: messenger RNA, 1038 nt
Organism: Pieris rapae (cabbage white)
Lineage: Eukaryota; Metazoa; Arthropoda; Insecta; Lepidoptera; Pieridae
Gene: Pym
Product: partner of Y14 and mago
Exons: 3
Coding region: 344-913 (189 amino acids)
Biological process (GO): exon-exon junction complex disassembly
Cellular component (GO): exon-exon junction complex; cytoplasm
Molecular function (GO): RNA binding
Source: RefSeq, a predicted model, not a curated record